AACAGACAGCUGUACUUUGAAGAAUGAUGUCAAUUUAGGACAUGCAUUGGGCUUGGUCAAGUUGUUGCUUUUUUCCUGAUUUCAUACGUUUUGCAAAAAAAUCCUUGUGAAUGAUGGGAUACGACUUGAUUGUGGAUGGUUUGCAGACGAAAGUGACUGUAUACGACGAUAAGUUAACGUUUGAAUCAAGUGGCAAAACAGAGAUCAGUUACCAGUUAAAUGACGUCAUCGGUUGUGAUGAAGCAGUAAAGGGAUGGUUUACCAAAACCGAGUUUACUCGAGUAUGGCUGAUCGAAAACGGUGCUUCAAAUACGCUGCUGAAAAAAUGCAAAAUAAUAACUGGGGAUCAAAGAAAAGAUUUUCAACAAGAUUUGACAAAAAGAAUAGCAAAUGGAACAAAACGUCCCAAGAAAGUUUUGAUUAUGAUAAACCCUAUUGGCGGCAAUGGCACAGCCAGAAAGGAUUUCAGGAAAAUUGUGGAACCAGUUUUUAAACUUUCGGGAAUAUCAAUGGAUAUACUAUUUUCUGAACGUGCAGGACAUAUGAUAGAUGUGGCAAAAACCUACGACAUUUCUAAAAUUGAUGGAAUAGUUCUCCUCGGAGGAGACGGGUCAUAUCAUGAAGUGGUCAACGUGUUGAUGAGAAGGAGACAAGAGGAACAAGGCGUGGAUAUCAACGAUCAAAAUGCUCAGCUGUCCCCUUUGACCAUUCCCAUAGCCAUGAUACCAACUGGAACUGGUUGUGGGGUGACGGAAAAUAACACUGGCUGCAAAGACGUCCUUACCGCUGCUCUUCAUGUUGUUAAAGGAAGAACUGUGUCGUCGCACCUGCUAGCUCUGUACAACAAUGGUAAACUCCUCGGAUUCGGGGGAACGGCGUGUACUUACGGAGUAUUGACAGAUCUACUGUACUACUCCGACAGGAAGUUUCGAUGGCUCGGGCGAUCGCGAUAUUUUAUUGUUCCCAUGUGGAUGUUCCUUUUCAAAUCUCAAACAAAUCGCGUUUUCACAGCCAAGGUCACCUAUUUUACAUCAGUUACUGAAAGACGCAAUAGUGACAGCAAUGAGACGGAGAUCUUGGUUGAAGACAAAAAGCUUUCAGGAUACAGUUCUUAUACUUCUGAUACAGUGAUCUUCGACCGGAAGUUGUGGAACAUGAUGACCUUGAAUGGUAACGUCAUCUUUGACGGUCAGGUGAUUUUUGACGUCCCUAGAAUGUUUGUACCUAAACCCACCACGCUUUCCACAUUUCAUUUUUAUGAUGAAUUUUCUGCUGGGGUUAUGUUCCGGUUUUUCAAACACGUUGCUAGGAGGACACCGAUGGAAGUCUCGAACAGUGAUUUGGAGGCAUUAAAUGUCCGAGGAUUCACGGUUGAAAUGAAGGACAGUUUUGAGAACGAAGAUCCGGAACUGACAUUAUUGAGGCGGCUUAUUCAAUUGGAUGGGGAGAUGUAUGAGCUGGAAUCUCCAUCAUUUCAAUUAUGGUACAAGCUAGACGUUGUACAGAUCUUCUCCAGUUAUCUUUGAAUCACUAAGAUACACAACCUUAUCAAGAUGUGAUUGUUGUAUGCCUUAAUAUUAAUUUCAAAUUUUUGAACAUAUCAAGGACUUUUUUUGUACACGCAAAAAUAAGCUUGACUAUAUUUUCAGUUGAUAAUCUAAGAUAAUAAAUUAAUAAUGUAAAAGAUUUGAAGAUAACGAAAAGUGAUCGCUCUUUGAAAAUUCUUCAAAAAAAAAUUAUAAGUGGAGGGCACAAAACAAGGAGCCCUGGAAAUUUCAAAGGUGUGAUCAGGUGCGUGUCUCUAAUAACCUUGAAUUACUAGUGCAAUUUACAAAUAAAAAUAAAGCAAUCAAAUCCUUUACUUCAGUUUAUAAAUCAUAAACUAUUUAUUUACGCAAACUACACAAGUAUGUUCAACUGAUUUUUUGUAUAUUUGAGUUGCCUGAGCUAGUUAUUUUAUGGUGCUUUCUUUUUUUCCUUGCCACAGUCUUUGUAUUUCAUAAAACUGUAUUUUAUGUUGUAAUAUAAGUUGUAUAUUUUUUUAAUGGCAUAAUUACCUCCCAUUUACAUGUAUAUGC
Saccostrea cuccullata (small rock oyster) is the source of this 2078-nucleotide messenger RNA. RefSeq lists its product as uncharacterized. Gene Ontology annotation, biological process: phosphorylation; sphingolipid metabolic process. Gene Ontology annotation, molecular function: lipid kinase activity. Lineage: Eukaryota; Metazoa; Mollusca; Bivalvia; Ostreida; Ostreidae. The record is from RefSeq and is a predicted model, not a curated record. The coding region runs from base 111 to 1526 and encodes 471 amino acids. The transcript is spliced from 12 exons.